GGGAUGGGAGGGGGGAAGGUAAACAAACGUGGCGGUACCAGGGAGGUUGUGGCUGGUGGUGAUGUUAACAUUACCAGGUAUGAUGAAACCUGGCAGAUGAUAGUGUUAACCUGGGCCUCGCCAAGCAUAUGUGUGGUAGACGGUACAACAGACGGCAGGUGUUUCUAUUACAGACUUUAAAUCAGGAUGAUCUGGAAGUGGAUUCAGGAAAACCCAGCUGUAGUUGUUGAUUUUGUUAUUGUGGGGAGUGUAGUGCUGCUUAUCUAUUAUCACAAAGCUGUUGCCAAAGCAGUGCGCUCGUGGAGGAUGCUGAGAUCGGUAAAGGCAGUGGAGAAGAGAAUACAUGUGGUGACUAGUCAGGAGGGCUGGGCAAAGGUGCUGCCAAUACUGUACAGGGAAGCUCAACAAGAGGGUGUUGUGGGGUUUGACUGUGAGUGGGUGCAGGUGCGCUGUCGCCGCCGUCCUGUGGCACUCCUCCAGCUGGCCUCCUGCUCUGGCUUGUGCGUCCUAGUGCGGCUGUCCCACAUGAAAUCAAGCCUUCCUCUUAGUCUCAAAGAAUUUUUAGAAGAUAAGGCAAUACUGAAAGUUGGGGUAGGACCUCUUGAGGAUAGCAACUACCUGACAGCUGAUUAUGGUUUAAAGGUUCGGGGUUGUGUUGACUUGCGUUACCUUGUGCAGCAGUGCCAGGAGUCUGAAGUAUCUUGUGCAAGUAAACCAGCAAGAGGAGGAAAGUCAGCAGGUGGCAUGGGGCUGAACUCUCUAGCACAGAAGUACCUUGAUCGUACCUUGGAUAAGGACUGGCGUGUCAGAGCCAGUGACUGGGAGGCUGAAACCCUCACCAAAAGGCAGGAGAGGUAUGCUGCUGAAGAUGCUCUGGUGGGUGUUCAUAUUUUGAUGGUAUUGAUGGAGAGACUGUGGGUGUCAUGCCCUCCACUUGUCCCUUUCUUGCCACCAACAGCAUGGCAUCAACACCUGGCCACAGCUGUCCACUACAUCUGCCAAGGGUUAAUUGAUGUUAGGUUCUCCAACAAGCAACAAGAUGCAGGUACAACACAGAGCAACUCAACAUGUGCUCCCUUGAAGCAGAAGCUACAUACACAAGAUCACCCAGUGAGGAAGGGUCCUUUGUAUUACAAUUGUCAAUUGAGGGCUCCAGAUGAUGAACCACUGUGCACAAUUGAUCCCAAUAAAGCUCGAUGGUAUGUGAAAGAGGGUCUUGGGGACUUGAUCAAUGAAGAACCACUUGUUGUGCGCUUGAAAUUUGAACCUGCUGGCCGUCCACAAGCUGAGAAGGAGGAUGGCUGGUUUUAUCUUCAAAAACGUUUAAAUAUUUGUGUUGUCUGUGGUAAAGAUGAAUCAUACAUCAGGAAAAAUGUGGUACCUCAUGAGUAUCGCAAACAUUUUCCAGCUAUACUGAAACAUCAUCAAAAUCAUGAUGUGCUGUUACUGUGCUUUGCCUGCCAUAGACAAAGUAACAUGCAGGACAAUGUUUUUCGUUCAGAGCUGGCCAGAGAAUUUAAUGCUCCUGUUGGCGUAGAACAAAAUUUCAAAGUGGCUGUUGAUAAUUCUCGCAAAUUUGUAAGAAAUGCAGCCCGAGCAUUGUUGAAAAAUCGUGAUAACAUUCCUACAAAAAAAGUCUCAGAGAUGGAAAAACUUGUUAAAGAUUUCUACAAGGUUGAUGAUAUUUUAUCAGAGCAUCUUCAAGAUGCAGCCAACAUGGAUAUAAAUUUCUUAAAUGAGGGUUUUCAAGUUCAUGGACAAAAAAUUUAUGAACUAUAUGAGAAAAUUGGCCUUGUAAAACUAGAGCAAAGAUGGCGACAACACUUUCUGGACAGUAUGAAGCCCCAAUACAUGCCUGAAUGUUGGUCAGUUAAACAUAAUGUCUACAAGUUGGGGCUUAAAAUGGGUCGUUUACCACUUGAGCAUCCCAAUCGACUGAUCUAUCAAAUGGCCCUUGUAGGGACAGAGGGAACCAUUGACAUUCCAUACACUCCCCGGUCAUUUCGAGAAGCAACACAGUUGGACACAUCUUCAUCAGCCAGUAGAGAUGCUCCCCCAGAACACUUAGUAUCUACUCAACUGACUGCUGUUAAUGGAGACAUAACAUUUGGGAAUGCAUUGGCAGAAGUUAAUUAUGCCACAUCAAGAAAUAAAAGUGGGACAGAGAAAACAGCAGUAAAGAGCAGUCAGAAAGAGUCUUCUAGAAUAAACAUCAGUAAGAGUAAAGAUAAAGCUUUCAUGGGCAACAUGCUUGUUCAUGGCAGUUCAAGCCCUGAAAAAUCAAAUAUACCUCAAAAAGAAAGUGGAAAGCAUUAUCAAGUGCCUUACAUUAGCACGAAGCCAGAAGUAAUGGAAGACUCAUCCCAAAAGGUAUAUGAUGGAGACACAUGCAGUGACAAAGUGGAAGCAGAUACUGCUGAAGACUCUGAUGUUGAUGUUGUUAUUGAAGAUAUUUCUUAGGACAAUAGUGAGACAUAGCUAGCAACAAAUAAAUUUGUUACUUUUCAA
Cherax quadricarinatus is the source of this 2508-nucleotide messenger RNA. Its product is annotated as exonuclease 3'-5' domain-containing protein 2. Gene Ontology annotation, biological process: nuclear polyadenylation-dependent snoRNA catabolic process; nuclear polyadenylation-dependent CUT catabolic process; poly(A)-dependent snoRNA 3'-end processing. Lineage: Eukaryota; Metazoa; Arthropoda; Malacostraca; Decapoda; Parastacidae. Gene Ontology annotation, cellular component: nuclear exosome (RNase complex); cytoplasm; nucleus. Gene Ontology annotation, molecular function: single-stranded RNA binding; 3'-5'-RNA exonuclease activity. The record is from RefSeq and is a predicted model, not a curated record.